Molecule: messenger RNA, 1127 nt
Organism: Larimichthys crocea (large yellow croaker)
Lineage: Eukaryota; Metazoa; Chordata; Actinopteri; Sciaenidae
Gene: capns1b
Product: calpain, small subunit 1 b
Exons: 12
Coding region: 103-753 (216 amino acids)
Cellular component (GO): calpain complex
Molecular function (GO): calcium ion binding
Source: RefSeq, a predicted model, not a curated record
GUGAGGGGCGGCAGCUCAGUCUCUCAGUGUGACUGCACCUCGCUCCUCCGUCAGCCUCCGUCAGCCUCCGUCAGUCCUUCACAAGUCUCGACAGACGUCAACAUGUUCAAGGUGAACUCGUUCAUCAGCGGCAUCAUCAACAUUGUCAGCAACAUCGACGUCAACCAGUUCAUCCCGUCAGACCCGCCUCCACCUCGCAGACCUCUGAACUUCGCCGAGGCUCACGAGAACGAUGAGGAGAAACAGUUUCGGAAAGUUUUCCACCAGCUGGCCGGAGACGACAUGGAGGUGAGCCCCCCUGAGCUGAUGAACAUCCUCAAUAAAAUCAUCUCCAAGCAUGGAGGUCUGAAGACCGACGGCUUCAGCAUCGAGUCCUGCAGGAGCAUGGUGGCUGUCAUGGACAGUGACAGCACAGGUAAACUGGGCUUCCACGAGUUCAAGUACCUGUGGAACAACAUCAAGAGGUGGCAGGGGAUCUACCUGUCCCACGACGCCGACCGCUCAGGUGUGAUCUGCUCCAAGGAGCUGCCGAAGGCCUUCAAGGCUGCAGGGUUCCCUCUGAACGACCAGCUCUACAAGCUCAUCAUCCGUCGUUAUAGCGACGAGCACGGUGACAUGGACUUUGACAAUUACACUGGCUGCCUGGUGCGACUGGACGCCAUGUGCAGAGCCUUUAAGACUCUGGAUAAGGACAACAGUGGCACCAUCGACCUGGACAUCAAGGAGUGGCUCCAGCUGACGAUGUAUUCGUGAGUGGACGGAGGGAAGCUGCUGCUCUACACGACCAAAAACAUCGUCUUCUAUCUCGUUAUGUGUGUGUGUGUUUAACGGAUGUGCAAUAGUGUUUUAAAACAAACCCACCAUCUCCAUGGUAACGGGACCAAACAAAAAAAAAACCCAGGACCAAACAGUCGAGUCGGCGCCGUGCUGUCGCACCAUCCCGCUGCUGCCAGGAGGUGGCGCUACAACAUCCACCAUGUUGGAGAUUUCUUUGUUUUCUGUUUUAGAGCAAAUUUAAAAAGAAAAGUUCUCGAUUUUUAUUUGGCUGGAAACUGUUUUUAAUCAGAUUUUGAAUUGAUCCUGAAUGUUUGAAGGAAUAAAGUGACACAACUGACAUUAAAGCCUGA